Messenger RNA from Penicillium roqueforti, 1086 nucleotides. RefSeq names its product ATG3/ATG10 family protein. Gene Ontology annotation, cellular component: cytosol; cytoplasmic ubiquitin ligase complex. Gene Ontology annotation, molecular function: Atg8-family ligase activity. Gene Ontology annotation, biological process: autophagy of mitochondrion; autophagosome assembly; nucleophagy. Bases 1 to 1086 code for a protein of 361 amino acids. NCBI's taxonomy places the organism in Eukaryota, Fungi, Ascomycota, Eurotiomycetes, Eurotiales, Aspergillaceae. The transcript is spliced from 2 exons. The record is from RefSeq and is a predicted model, not a curated record.
AUGAAUAUCCUGCACUCUACAUUGUCAACUUGGCGGGACCGCCUGGCCCCGGUAUCGCGCACUUCUACCUUCCGUAACACCGGCCAAAUCACUCCCGAGGAGUUUGUUCUCGCCGGAGAUUAUCUAGUCUACAAGUUCCCCACAUGGUCAUGGGCCGACGCAUCGAGUCCGGCAAAACGAGUCUCCUACCUCCCAGAUGGCAAGCAGUUUCUGGUUACUCGUGGAGUACCAUGCCAUCGGAGACUGAACGACAACUUUGCCGGGGAUGCAGGACUCGAGGAUGAGAUUGUGAGGGAUUUCCUAUCUGGCGGUGACGGCGAAGGCACACCGGAUAAUGGAGAGGAUGGAUGGUUGCGGACUGGCGGUGGGCGUGAUGCUGGGGCAGAUCAUGAUAAGCAAGAAGCUCGGAUCCGCGACGUGCGAACCGUCGAUGAAUCCGGGAAUCUGGGCGAGCAGGAGGAGGAGGAUGAUAUCCCCGAUAUGGAGGAUGAUGACGAUGACGAUGAAGCUAUCAUCCGAGAGACCGAUAAUCAUUCAGGGACACAAUCUCUCCGCACGUACACCCUUUACAUUACAUACUCAAACUUCUACCGCACACCCCGCCUCUACCUGUCCGGCUAUUUGUCGCCAUCCGAACCGCUUCCGCCACAUCUGAUGAUGGAGGAUAUUGUCGGCGACUACAAAGACAAGACCGUGACGCUAGAGGACUUCCCAUGGUUCGAGGGCAGCGUCAAGAUGGCCAGUGUACACCCAUGCCGCCACGCCUCUGUGAUGAAGACACUCUUGGAUCGUGCCGAUGCCGCACUCAAGCUUCGCCGUGACAAGCUCAAACAGACGCAGUCGCGCGAGGAAGCGAACCGCGUUCUCCGGGCAGGCGGCGGGCUGGAGGGCUUGGUGGAUGAGACCAACAACCUGUCGCUCGGGGACUCCAACAACGGACAUCCUGGCGGGGAUGAGUGGGAGAUGCUGCAACAUGACGAGGAAGAACAGGUCGCGAUCCGUGUAGACCAGUACCUGGUUGUGUUCCUCAAGUUCAUUGCCAGUGUGACGCCGGGCAUUGAGCACGACUUUACGAUGGGGGUAUAA